Messenger RNA from Leucoraja erinaceus (little skate), 7985 nucleotides. RefSeq lists its product as uncharacterized. The transcript is spliced from 21 exons. Bases 1711 to 4107 code for a protein of 798 amino acids. Lineage: Eukaryota; Metazoa; Chordata; Chondrichthyes; Rajiformes; Rajidae. The record is from RefSeq and is a predicted model, not a curated record.
CUCACAACAUCAGACACCCUCGCCCAGGUGACCCAGCCGGGGUUGAUCAAGCCCCGACUUGCGUCCAAGCAGCAAACGCCCACGGAUCACGAAUAACUACUCUGAAGGGGUUAGGAGAUUGUAGUGUGUGGAGGGACUGGGCUCUGUGGGAUGAGUCCUGGCCGGGCUCCUCCUGCGUCUCACCAGGUUCAAGGCCUGUGCGCUGCACCUCUUUCUCCUUCUCUGAGCAUUUCAUUCUUGCCUGAUCAAUUUUUAGGCCAUGGUAGCUCAUUAGGCCUUCCGUAACUUUUUUGGAGACUUGCUCAUGAAAGACACAGACUGGGGUGCUAACCCAGCCUUUCCUGGGUGCCGUCAACUGUCUCUCCUGUAGUCAACCAAACUAUUCUUGGUUGUCACCCAGUCUAUUCCUAGGUGCCAUUGGCUGAGCCAGACUUCAGUGUGAAAAAUAUACAUCUUCCAGAUGUGCUGGGACACAUCCUCAGUGAUGUGAUCUGGGAUCAUCGGGUGUUUCGGAUCUCACAACAUCAGACACCUUGGCCCAGGCGACACAGCCGGGGUUGAUCAGCCCCCGACUUGUGUCCCAGCAGCAAACGCCCACGGAUCAGCCUUCUUAAUAACUACACUGCAGGGGUUGGGAGAUUCUAGUGCGUAGAGGGACUGGGCUCUGUGAGGCUCUUCCUGGCCGGCCUCCUCCUGCGUCCCACCAGGUUCAAGGCCUGUGCGCUGCAGUAAUGCAGGAACAAGUUUUGAAUGAGCACAAUGCAUAUACGCCUACUAACAUGCACGCACUGUCAAACACUUACCCCAAGCUUGUAUGGUGUGGGUUGGCAUUCAGGGUGUGGGAUGGCAGUGUUGAUGGGAACAUGGGGAGAAUAAAAAUUGGGAUAGUGUAGCUAGGUGUUUGAUGGCCAGCAUGGAGUCAGUAGGCGGAUGGGCCUGUUUCCUUGCUUCAAGUUUAUAACUUUUCCCUGUACGCUUCCCCAGCUACCUCCCUCCUGGAAAUGACUUCAGUAUCCAACAAUAUAACGAUUUCUGCCUUGAAUAUACUCACCAAUUGCCUCCUGAGGAUAAAAUGCCUAAUAUCUGACAAAGGAUCUUUUGAGUGAAUCUUAAUCAAAUCUAGAUUUUAACAUUGAGAAUUAAAUUUAAAAUGACAACAAAGUUGUGCCACUGUUUUAUAAAAUAUACAUGCUGGUACAGGAUGUGUUUAAGAUUGUUAAAUAAGUACAUCAGAGAGGGAACCGAUAGGACUGGGAGAAAGGUUUGAGUGGGCCUUUAAGAAUGACUGGAACCAAGUGGAUUGAAUGGUCUGUUUCUGUGGUGUGAAUUCAAUGAAAACAAGAACUAUGGAAGUGCAAUUUAAUGGGAGAUCGAUUGUACAAUGAAGAGUGAAUGAGUGGAGUACAAUAGGUUGCAAAAAUUGGUUAGUACUGGGAACGUGUACAAUACUUCAGGGCCAUUGCAAAGUAAAGAACUCCAGUUCUGCAGAGUGUUUCCUUUGGUCCAAGAACAGAUUUGGAAUGUGUGUUAUGAUGUCACAAAUGUAGCAUGCCAUGAUACCAUGGUUACCAGUUUUCAAAGUAAACACCUGCAGAAACUGGAGAAAGCCAGAGGCCAGAAAUGUUUGGGAGGUGCUUUGGUGAAAAGCAUGGUGAUCACUCCUAGGGAGCUAUAAGGCAUUUGACAUCACUGCCUCUCAAUCAUUCAAACAUGGAUAUGCUAUAUUUACCCCACACGAGGAGCGCUGUUCAUGGCAGUGUUACAAUGUUGCCACCACAUUCUAUUGAAGGCUCCAAUUUGAGUAUAAACCAGUUAGUAUCUGAAAGCAAAACACCAAGUAAAGGCUCUUCAGCUGGUAAAAACAGAUAUUCAGCCAGGCAAUCAACAGCUACCAGCAUCAGCGCCAAGGAAACCGGAGUCCUUAAGCGUUUCAUGGGAUUUCCAAAGGAACAAGGAAAAGAAAAAGUUGAAGAACAAGACGUAGGCCUUGAAGGGAGUAUUUCACUUGCAGUUGUGGAUGAGCCGGUUGGUUGCUUAGCUUUUCAUAUUAAACACUGCAAGGACUUUGCGAAUACCUUGGUUUUGAAGAAGCGAAUGCAACUGACAAUCCGAAUCACAGUAGGACGCACCAUGAAGUGCACCACCCCGCAUCAUAUAAAGGAACUCUUGAAGAUGAAGAAGUCAAAAAUUACUAUACCUUUUGAAGAGGUCAAGUACUUCAUUGCACAGAUUCCGAAGCAGAAGAACGAUGAGAGAAACAAAAUCGCAGUUGAGCUUGUGGGAGUUGAACGAUUCAGUGACGCACAGAGACUUCUGGGUCAAACCUAUCUUCAUUUAAUUGACAUUAUAAAGAAAGGUUCAGUCUCGGAAACCUGUGAACUGGGUAUCAAGAAUCUGCGUGUCUGCAAUCUUGACAUGUCGAUAGACUUUUCCUAUGGACACUUUGGAUAUGGUUAUUCUAAUCAGCUGCGACAAGUGGAAAAAGAUAAAUCGGGCAUCAAUGAGAAUUCCCUUUUUCUCCGAAUCCCCCCAUUAGAGAACAGGAAGGAUGAAGUCAACAACGUGAUUACCUAUCAGACCAUGCCAUACCCAAUGUUCCUGCCUGAGGAGCUUCAGGUAUCGGUUGGCGGCCUUGGGAGGGAGAGAGAGAGGGAAACCGUUGCAGCUGAGUCAUCUGAAUAUUUCACUAAGGUUCCUCGGAGAGUCUUGCAGCUCAUGAAGACAAGAAAAAGACUGGAUCUGCUGAGAAACGAAUACGAUAAGAAGAAAACUCAAGAACAGCGCAUUGAAUUCUUGGAACAGCUGAUUCUAAAGAGAACGGGGAAAUCUGGAAAAAUACUGAGAUCUGAGAGAAGAGAUAAGGCUUCAUCAUGGGUUGGUUCAGAAGAUAGAAGUACACUCAGCCACUUUACGGACCCGUCUUUGAUGUUGCUCUCUUCUGGGGAGUACUCUGCUGAAAUAGAACAAGGAGAAGGUUACUCAAGAUCUUGGGACGAACCUCAGAGUGCAGACCAAUCCCUCGAUUUAAAUAUCCCGAAGUCAGUACAGAUCAAAAUUCCUUCUGACAGCACGAUUUCAAGUAAUUCAUCAGUUGAUGAGAAAAAUGCGAAAGAAAGUCAACAGCAACCAUCCAACCCGUUGAUUGCCUCAAUCGUGGCGUUACACAGACCAUUUCUUAAAUUUAUGAAAAUGGUGCAGACAUUUAGGAAAAGUAUUACGCCUAGCGAUUUAGGAGGUACACCAGUUGCGCAAAGUGCAGUAAACCUUUUGAUACCUGAAUUAUGGAAUCGACAAUCUUUAUUGGGAGAAGACAGCAAAAUAAAAGAGAGCAGCUACAGACGGGGCAGAUCUACGCUUCAUUCUCCAGAAAUAACAAUCCAGGAAGAUAAGCAAGAUGGAAUGAUGAUAGAAAAAGGAAUAAUAAAUCAAAUUGAUAGCACUUUUAUACCAAUGAGCACACCAACCACGUUCCCUGUCCUAGACAAAACACUUGGGACGAAGGAAAAUGCAACCAUUAUUGAUUUCCAUGAUGAAAUCUUCAAGAGGGUACCAAUCCAGUUACAUCUCCCCUUUCCCACACUCAAAAGCAUUGUGGACCAGGAAAUCAAAAACAAGCAUUCACAGAACAAAGCUAUGAUGAACCUUGAUGAAUCGAUGGAAAUUAUUGGUGGUUUACUUACAACCAGUCUUGCUGAAACUGUAAGUGAAUCAAAAAAAAAUUCAACAAAUGAAAUCCCAGAUGAAAGACUUCCCCAAGCAAUGUCUGAAGAAGAAUAUGAUAUAUCCCCUACUACCAAAAGUAAACAGGAUGUUCCAUCAAGAAAAAGUUCCGUAAUAGAUACAGAAGGUAGCAGUGAUCAACAAAUAUCUAUCUCAAGUCCAAUAAGUGUGGUAUACCCAAGCACAAUAGAAUCUUCAAGUUCCAAGGAAGACAGUACUAUCUCCUUAACAGAGCGCCUAAUUAAAUCUACUCAACAUUUUACUGGUUCAAUAAACAUUGAAGAUACUUCAUCAUUUACAGCCGUAUUGGAGGCAAGUUCUAAGGUUAUCACAGUGUUUGUCAAAAGGGGAAUACCAUCCCACACAAGAGGAGGAAGUUAUUCAUAAAACAUCCCACCGCAAAACUGAAGCACCCAAAUUGAUGCAAUUUUUUCUAUAUUAGAGCAGAAAGAAGGUCUUCAGUGGCCAAUGUAAUCUGCAUUAUUUUAGAAUUUAUGAAUGAUGAGAUAUUUUGCAUCUUAAUCCAUUGAGUUGUAGAUUUUACUGAUUUUAUAGAACCAAACCCAAUUACAAUUGUGGAAAUAUUGUUCACAAAUUUGUGGGUAAUCCCUUCAACGUAGAAUUAUGAUUUCUCUUAUUGUAUCAUUCCAAUGCCUAUAAUAGUACUAAUAAUGGGACCAAUAAUAAUUUGCCCUCCUCUGGCCAUCUUCACCAGAAAGCUGUGCUUUGAUCUGAAGGAAGAAAAUUGCAUAAGACUUUAAUUGACUAGUUAGAAAGUCAUUCCACUGGUUCAAUAUCAUCACUGUGCUUCUAAGAAACUAAAUCUAGUUAAAGAAUUUUAAAGAUGAUUUAUGUGGGGAACUAGAUUUUCUUGGUGUUGUUGUCUCAUGUCUGGGACUGAGAGGUCACAUCCAAUCUAGAGUGUUGAGAAACUAUCCAUAGAAUAGACACAGCAGAUAUUGUGUGGAAAGUAUGAUUGGUUUGAAAUUUAGAAAGUGGCACAUUUUAGAUACAGAAGAAGCAAGUAUGAUUUUCCAUGUUAUGUAUUCUCUUCAGGGAUGGUUUUCAAAUUGAUCUGUGUGUGCUUGAUGCUAACAAUUGGGUUUCUUUAAUAGAUUAAGUUGUCCUUGUAAAUAAUCGAUGAAUCAUAUAUAACCAUAUAACAAUUACAGCACAGAAACAGGCCUUCUUGGCCCUUCUAGUCCGUGCCGAACACUUAUUCUUCCCUAGUCCUAUCUACCUGCAUUCAGACCAUAACCCUCCAUUCCUUUCCCGUCCAUAUACCUAUCCAAUUUAUUUUUAAAUGAUAAAAUCGAACCUGCCUCUACCACCUUCACUGGAAGCUCAUUCCACACAGCUACCACUCUCUGAGUAAAGAAGUUCCCCCUCAUGUUACCCCUAAACUUCUGUCCCUUAAUUCUCAAAUCAUGUCCUCUUGUUGAAUCUUCCCUACUCUCAGUGGGAAAAGCUUAUCCACAUCAACUCUGUCUUUCCCUCUCAUCAUUUUAAAGACCUCUAUCAAGUCCCCCUUAACCUUCUGUGCCCCAAAGAAUAAAGACCUAACUUGUUCAACCUUUCUCUGUAACUUAGUUGCUGAAACCCAAGCAACAUUCUAGUAAAUCUCCUCUGUACUUUCUCUAUUUUGUUGACAUCUUUCCUACAAUUUGGUGACCAAAAUUGUAUACUCCAGAAUUGGCCUCACCAAUGCCUUGUACAAUUUUAACAUUACAUCCCAACUUCUAUACUCAAUGCUCUGAUUUAUAAAGGCCAGCACACCAAAAGCUUUCUUUACCACAAUAUCUACAUGAGAUUUUACCUUCAGGGAACUAUGCAGUUAUUCCUAGAUCCCUCUGUUCAACUACAUUCCUCAAUUCGCUACCAUUUACCAUGUACGUCCUAUUUUGAUUUGUCCUGCCAAGAUGUAGCACCUCACACUUAUCAGCAUUAAACUCCAUCUGCCAUCUUUCAGCCCACUCUUCCAAAUGGUCUAAAUAUCUCUGUAGACUUUGAAAAUCUACUUCAUUAUCCACAACACCACCUAUCUUAGUAUCAUAUGUAUACUUACUAAUGCAAUUUACCACACCAUCAUCCAGAUCAUUGACGUAUAUGACAAACAACAGUGGACCCAACACAGAUCCCUGAGGCACCCCACUGGUCACUGGCCACCAACCUGACAAACAGCCAUCCACCAUACUGUUGAAUCCAUCUCGCUACUCCACCAUUAAUACCCAACAAUUGAACCUUCAUAACCAACCAUCCAUGUGGAACCUUGUCAAAGGCAUUACUGAAGUCCAUAUAGACAACAUCCACCGCUUUACCCUCAUCAAUUUCCCUAGUAACCUCUUCAAAAAAUUCAAGAAGAUUAGUCAAACAUGACCUUCCAGGCACAAAUCCAUGUUGACUGUUCCUAAUCAGACCCUGUUUAUCCAGAUGCUUAUAUAUAUUAUCUCUAAGUAUCCUUUCCAUUAAAUUGCCCACCACUGACGUCAAACUAACAGGUCUAUAAUUGCUAGGUUUACUCUUAGAACCCUUUUUAAACAAUGGAACAACAUGCACAGUACGCCAAUCCUCCGGCACCAUUCCCGUGUCUAAUGUUUCAUUUGAAAUAUUUCUGUCAUAGCCCCUGCUAUUUCUACACUAACUUCCCUCAAUGUCCUAGGGAAUAUCCUGUCAGGACCUGGAGACUUAUCCACUUUUAUAUUUUUCAAAAGUGUCCGUACUUCUUUGAAUCUCAUAGUUUCCAUAGCUACUCUACUGGUUUCCCUUACCUCACAUAAUUCAAUAUCCUUCUCCUUGGUGAAUACCGAAGAAAAUAAAUUGUUCAAUACCUCCCCCAUCUCUUUUGGCUCUGCAGAUAGCUGUUCACUCUGACUCUCUAAUGGAUCAAUUUUAUCUCUCGUUAUCCUUUUGCUAUUAAUAUAGCUGUAGAAACCCUUUGGAUUAACUUUCACCUUAUUUGCCAAAGCAACCUCAUAUCUUCUUUUAGCUUUUCUAAUUUCUUUCUUAAGAUUCUUUUUACAUUCUUUAUACACCUCAAGCACCUCAUUUACUCCAUGCUGCCUCUUUUUCCGAACCAAGUGUCCAAUUUCCCUUGAAAACCAUGGCUCUUUCCAAUUAUUACUAUUUCCUUUCAACCGAACAUGGACAUAAAGAUUCUGUACUCUCAAAAUUUCAUCUUUAAAUGUCAUCCAUUUCUCUUCUACAUCCUUCCAUAAAACAAAAAUGUCCCAAUUCACUCCUUUUAAAUCCUUUCGCAUCUCCUCAAAGUUAGCCUUUCUCCAAUCAAAAAUCUCAACCCUUGGUCCAGUUCUGACCCUCUCCAUAAUUAUAUUGAAACUAAUGGUAUUGUGAUCACUGGACCCAAAGUACUCCCCAACACAUACCUCCGCCAUCCGACCUGACUCAUUUCCUAACAGGAGGUCCAGCACAGCCCAUUCUCUAGUAGGUACCUCUAUGUAUUGCUGCAAUCAGUAAGGCAAACAGUUCUAAAGUCAGAAAAUGUGUACAUGGAGAUAUAAGAGGCUACAGAUUAUGGAAUCUUAAGCAAAAAAAAACAAACUGCUGAAGGAAUUCAGGCAGCGUCUGCAGUGGGAAAUGGACAGGCAACAUUGAAAAAUAGUCCUGAACCAAAAUAUUGUCUAUUUCCACUCCACAGGUACUGUGUGGCACCCUGUGAUCCUCCAGAAGUUCGAUUUUUGCACUAUAUUGUACAUGGCUGCUCCCAUCAGUGUAGGAGCUUUAUGGAUAUUAAAAAUACUGUAAUGGCAAUUUCAAACUUUUCCAAUGUCCAUCUUUCCGUUGCCAUUACUACACAUGCAGGAUGGUGUGAUCGUAAGCAAACAAUAAAGAAAACAGAUCCUCCCGUCUUUAUUUCCAGUUUAAUUAAUUCUUUAUUGAAGUAGUUGUACAAACAGAGAUGAUUCAUACCAAGUAUUCCUUAUUCUCAUACAAGCAGUAUAUUUACAUUUUCUCACUCUCUCCCUCUCUUCUGGUAAGAAUUGUAUUCUCUCUCCAUGCCCGCUCCAGUCUGAUCUGGCCACUCCCUCUCCUGGUAUUAUAUAUGUAACAUUCAUCUACUUAUCAAAAGCGUACAAAAUAAUACUGCUAGAAAUAUCUAGACAAAAUAAUAAUAUAAUAUGCUAACAGUAACUAGCCAAAGCAUGAAUGACUCCUACAAAUGCUGUAUCCAUGGGUAUAGAAACUACAACAGUUAUUAUUCUUGUAUUAUUACUGACAAUCAACUCUAUAUUUUUCUAGAAUAAUCA